AUGUCCGUCGCCGUCUCUGCACGUGUGCCAGACCAUCACCGCCCACAUCCCCAGCCCCCCCGCGUAGCCGUUGCCAAGAUGCCAGCACGGGUGCAGGCCCGCCCCGUUGCCUCUCGACCCCCUCCGAGCGUUGCCGCGUCAUCAUCCUCCUCCUCUUCCACAAUAUCCCCCCGCGCCACCACUUCCACUCCCCGUCCUGCCGGCUCGUCGCCGGCGGCCACCAUGGCCCCUCCGGGGCGCCAGGCAUUGCCCGCCCUCGCUGUACCAGGCAAGGACCUGUCGUCGUCCACUGGUAAGAUCUUUGCCAAGCCGUCCAAGGAAUGGGUGCUGCCUGAACGUGCCAAGCCUGGCCGCAAGGCCAGCACCGACGAGCCAGACAACCGCCGCCAGAGCCAGAACCGUCUCUCCCAGCGUGCCCACCGCGCACGCCGCACAGAUUACAUCCAGACUCUCGAGGAGCGACUGCGCAAGUACGAGGCCGACGAGAUCCACUCCAAUGUCCGGCUGCAAGAGGUCGCGAGGGCCCUGAAGCAGGACAACGAGCGCAUGAAGAACGAACUCAACCAGCUCGCCGCUGGACUGAAGGCUGCGCGCACCGAGCGCGACGCAUGGCAGUCUGAGCGCAGGCAGCUGAACAGCUCCAUCCGUACACUGCGUACCCAGCUUGCGCAGGCCGAGCACCGCUCGCCCCGCGACUAUGAUUACGAGUAUGGCGACUAUGCCUCGAGCGACCUUGGUCUUCGCCACUCGCCCGCCCUGACGCCUACCAUGGGCACGCCGCGCGGCGCGCCUUCACCGCGUACCCUCAUGCCAUCCUCCACGACCAUUUCGUCAGCAACAGGCAGUACACCGCGCACGCUGGCGACCACGUCGGGGUCGACGACACUCGCGUGCCCCAUCUGCCCCGACCCUGAUCCAGACUGUCCCUGCCAGCGCCUGGACAGCACCCUCCCCAUGUCGACACUGAGCCCGUCGCGCUGUGGCCUGUGCGACCAGUUCCCCGAGGCAUGUCUGUGCAACGGCUCCGCCCACAUGCACCAGGACGAGGACGUCAAGCCCGUCAUCCCGCGCUCGCCGUCGCCCGGUCCCGCGCCAGCAGACGACCCGGGCUGCGGCCUGUGCACGUCCGAGAGCUUUUGCGCCUGCCGUGCCGGCCUGAACCUCGGCGCGUCCAUCAGCCUGCCGCCACCUGUGGCCUCGGCGCCAGCCGCGUCCGCGAGCAUCGGCAUCGCUGCGCCGGCCGUCGCCCUCCGUCUCCGUUCGCGUCCCGCCGCCAAGCAGAGUGUCUGGGCCCUCGACAACGUCCCCGCCGGCACCAGCCGCAAGGAGGCCGUGUGUACCGGUGACCCCAGCAACUGUGAUGCAUGCAGGAACGAUUCGUUUGGUCGUGAAUUCUGUGAAAACCUGUUUGGCAAAAACGACGAGGACGAGGACGAGGCUGGUCCUGGGCCCAGCACUGCCAAGCCCAAGAAGAGCUGCGCCGGGUGCGGCCCCGGUGGCUGCGGCUCGUCGUCGGCGUCCAUGGCCAUCACGUCGCUCGUCAACCCGCCCUCGUCGCCCGUUCCGCAGGCGCCGCUCGUGCUUGCGUGCUGCGGCGCGCCCGAGCUGUGCGGCCACGCAGGCGGCUGUGCCGGCGACGUGCUCAUCGGCGGGCCCCUGCAUAACGGCGAGGACAACAACGACAAUGACAACGAUGACGACGACGACGAGGACGAAGAGGUCAUGCGCCCCGACGAGGCGUGGCACGCACUCAAGGCCCACCCAAACUCGAAAUUCACCCCGCUCGCAAUCCUCGCCGACGUCGUGGCCCGCAGGGCCAAAUGCGUGGGGCCGCGCGUCGAGCUGUCGCCCCCUCCCGAGGCGGCGCCGAGCCACGCUCACGCCCACGUUCACUCCCCGCACAUCCACUCGCACGCUCUCGGCAGCCCCAUCGUCGCCAACGCGGCGAGCGCGCAGGCCCAGGCCCGCGCCCGCGCCAGCGCCCACAAGCGCCGUCUGGCCGUCGAGACCAGCGCCGUGCGUGAGGCCCUCAAGUUCCUCGACAGCGCGACCCCGGCCCCCGAGACGGAACGCGACGCCAAGCGCCAGCGUAUCUAG
Messenger RNA from Apiotrichum porosum, 2097 nucleotides. RefSeq lists its product as uncharacterized. NCBI's taxonomy places the organism in Eukaryota, Fungi, Basidiomycota, Tremellomycetes, Trichosporonales, Trichosporonaceae. Gene Ontology annotation, cellular component: RNA polymerase II transcription regulator complex; nucleus. Gene Ontology annotation, molecular function: DNA-binding transcription activator activity, RNA polymerase II-specific; transcription cis-regulatory region binding. The record is from RefSeq and is a predicted model, not a curated record. The transcript has 2 exons. The coding region runs from base 1 to 2097 and encodes 698 amino acids.